Molecule: messenger RNA, 1893 nt
Organism: Caenorhabditis briggsae
Lineage: Eukaryota; Metazoa; Nematoda; Chromadorea; Rhabditida; Rhabditidae
Exons: 7
Coding region: 1-1893 (630 amino acids)
Source: RefSeq, a predicted model, not a curated record
AUGGUUUCAUGUCUGUUAGUCAUUAUUUUUCUCUUUUAUCUUACAGAAAUCACAAAUCCCUUGUUCUACUUCCUAUUUUCUUGUGCUUCGAUGUUCAACUACAAAUAUUCGGUUCCGGUUAUUGGAUUCAUUGGAUUCGUUCUCAACCUAUUUCUAUUCAUUCGAUUUUCCACCUCAAGCAAGAAGCCAUUCAGCAGUUUCCAUAGACUAUGUCUGUUUAAAACUAUUCCAAACCUUAUAAUCAGUGCUGUAUUUGCCUUCUGGACAUCCGCAAUUUCAAUUCUGGGAGCUACCUAUGCCCAUAUCCCAAGAAUCGAAAACAUCAUAAUAUCCCAAGCUGUCAGUGGAUUCCCAUAUUUCUUGGCUCCUCUUAUUCAAGUAUGUAUGUCUGUUAAUCGAUUCUUCGUUAUAUUUUUCCCAUUUUCAAAUUCACAACCUGGACGUCUUCCGUUUACAAAUUUAGCGCUUACUUUCUGUUUGCUACUGUCACAUAUUCCCCUUCUUUUAUCAGCUUUGACUGACUGCUACCUAGUUUAUGAUCCAGAACUAUGGAUAUUUCUACCGGAACGUUUAGAAGAAUGUGGACAUGCUAUGGAUCGACUGACAUUUCUAACUGUAGGAAUACUGUCAUUUCUAUCGAAUGGGUUUAAUUUGAUCAUUUUUGCAAAACUGUUAAAAGAUAAAAUGGUUGGAAUCAAUGAGGAACAAAAACUGAAAAGAAGAAAGAAAUGGCAAAAAAUGUAUAUUCAAAGUGUCCUUCAAGAUUUCAUUCAACUAAUUGACAUUGCCAAUUACAACUUCACUUCUAAACUGAUGGAUACAGAAUUGUGGAGUUUCAUCUUCUGCUCCUUAUCCUUUGCAAUGGUAUACGCUCUGGACGGAGCUGUGAUGGUCUACUUCAAUAUAGAUUGGAGUUUUUGUUGCAUCGAUCCCAAAAAAUCAAGUGUAUUUGUAUCAGGAGCACAAAAUCCAAGUUUCUCUGUGUACGUCAUCAAGACCGAACACAACAUUACAAUGAAGUCAGGGAAAACUACAGCAGUGAUUUUAAAUACCAAACUUGAACCCUUUGUGUACAUUGAUCAGCCAUUCAAAACGUCAUACGUCACUGGAAUCCAGCAAUCAAAAGAUGCAGUGGUUAAUUUUAAAUGGGGGAUUCCCGCUUACAAUUGGCAAAGUGUGGAUACCAAUAAUACGUUUUUCAAGAACCCCAUGGAUUUGAAGAAUGAUACUUAUACAGGUCUUAUGUUUUUGAUGUUGAUUAAUAACGAAAAUUUAAGUUUUCAACCAAAACUCAAAUUUUCCAGAUUCUUCGAUCACAUCGAGCCCCUCCAAAUCGGUUUCGAAUACUGGUACAUCAUGGCCAAUGGCUCAAUCACUAUGCAAAUUGAGAAUAAAUUUAUCACCGAUCAAAACUACUCGACCACCGCUGCUACUACAACAGGACUCAUCGUCAAUGAACUCUUGUUCUAUCCACAUAUUGUGACUUUCCAACCAGAUUACACUCGUUCGGGAUUUGCUGGAUUGUUGGUAUCUGCCUUCCCCGAAAAUGAACUCUGGUUCACCAUGAGCUAUGACUCCUCCUACACUACUAUUGACUUUAACGGAACCAGUUCGAUUGAAGACAGAUCCUGGGCUCCUGAACAAGCUAGAAUGCUAACGAUUAACAGUACCAAUCAAGUUGCUGGAGUUUUUUACUGUCAGUAUUUUUCUUAUGCUGGGGAUUUGUUGCCCAUGACUAGUACGAGCUCGCCGACCACCAGUAUGAGGGGUUCAACCGGUAUGACUACAAAUACUACUAUUGUUUCAACCACAACUGUUGGUACUACCACCAGUGGAGCGUGUUUCAUGAGUUUAUGGGUUUUAUUUGUAUCUGUUGUGUAUAUUAUCUUUUGA